Messenger RNA from Folsomia candida, 4577 nucleotides. RefSeq lists its product as uncharacterized. Bases 2171 to 3052 code for a protein of 293 amino acids. The record is from RefSeq and is a predicted model, not a curated record. Lineage: Eukaryota; Metazoa; Arthropoda; Collembola; Entomobryomorpha; Isotomidae. The transcript has 4 exons.
GUAGUUUCCACGAAUUCAUCGUUUUUCCUAUAUCUUAUAUAGCCAUGUGACACAAAAGGCGGGAAUGGAGGAUCCAAGGCUGGAAUGAUAUCGUGUAUAUGGGAAAAACGUUAAUGGGGUCCCGAUAAUAGCAAUUUUUGUAAAAUAAAUUAUGAACGUCCCCUUUGAGCACGGGGGCUCCUGUUGAUUGGAUACAUAUGUACGUACAUCCCCAUAUACCUACAUACAUACGUUUAAUAAUUUGGUUUAAGGCUUAUCUGAAUAAUGUAGGAUUUGUUUGCCACACACAAAAUGUAGAGAAUUUAUUGCAGUGAACGUCCACGUGUCAUGUCACCAAAAAAUUUGUGGAUAGUUUUAGCCCUCCUAUCCAUACCUGUGCAUCUUCACUCAAUUUACCCAAAUUGAAGCUUCAUCCAUGAUGAGGGAGUGAAGGAGAGUGAAGCUGAGUGAGGGAGUUGAAAACUUGGAUCGAGUGAGUGAAGGUGAGUGAGGGAGACCCAAAUGAGAAAUGAGUGGAAUGAAGGAUGAAGGAGAUGAAGGCUUCAUCUCCUUCAUCUCUCUCACUCCUUCUCCUCCGGGGAAGAAGGGUGAAGGAAUAUAGGGGAGAAAAUUAGUUUACAUACUCAAAUAAGCGUUGCAAUAUCAACGUAGUACGGUCUCGUAUUACCCCAUGCAAUUUUCACCGUGCCCCAGUCCAAUGUCACGUUGCCCCAGCCCAGUCUCACGUUGCCCCAGUCUAGUCUCACAUUGCCCCAGUGGAAUCUCACAUUGCCCCAGGCCAGUCUCACGUUUCCCCACUAGAUGGCGCCAAAUUAUUUACAUUAUGAUGACGCGAGAGACUGAAUUGAGUGAAAGAAAGAGUGAAGGAAAUAGAUGAUUGAAGGGAGUGAGUGACGUGAUGAAUGAGGGAGUGAAGGGAAUGAAGGAGUGAGCAUUAUAUUUAUAAGCUAUUGAAGCCUCACUCAGUCUUCCUUCACGUGAGUGAGGGGAGUGAAGGGAAUUUGUGUCGAGGUGAAAAUGAGGGAAGUUGAGUGAAGGGAAAUUCGCUUGCACAGGUAUGCUCCUAUCUUUCUAGUGUUAAGCUCGUGGAAAGGGUUGGUGGAUAGGCAAAAACUCAACAGUUUUUUUUGUUGACGUAGUACAUAAACGUAUUCAGCAAUGUUAUCAGAGCAAACAGAUUGGGAAGAGAUUCCAUCGAGCAUUGUACAGAAGGAUCCAGAAGCAUUUAAUCACGCUCAUUACGACCUACACAAUUUCCGACUAGUUGGCAACAUCCAGUUGCAAAUCUAAUCUUAUCGUUGGCCUGGAUUAUCCAUACAGGGUUUCGGGAAUUCACAUUCAUACAUGCGCGAAUAAUUCCCCUCAUAGGGGGAAUUGCUGUCAAACCCUGAAAUUUAUUGAAGAAAACGGGGAUUUAUCAUCCAAUUCUAAUUUCAAUUUUCGUGGUGGUUGAAAGCUGUAAUUGGGGUAGCGAUGCAAACCGCACUAAAAGUGUAUAAUUAACUGGGAGAAACAAAACUGGAGUUGUGGCAUUAUGCAAGCUCGGAAUUAAGAUUUUAUAUCCAUUUUCCGUCCUUACAAGUUUGUAGUUUACACAAUUUGUGCACACUUAUGUCAACAUUAUUUAUCUACUUAUUUUGUUCGUAUUUAGCACCAUCGUUGGUGCAAAAUUCGUGAACAAUAUGUUUUUUUAGUACUUUGCAACCAGACACCCUAUUAGUUCAGUUUUAAAGGCUAAUUAAUUUUUUGAAUUGUCAGCAAUGUCAUGAUAUCAUAAAUUAUGGACUUUGUUAAAUUUGAAAACCCCGACUACCCGUGGGUAUUGCUCAUAUUUGCUACCCCAAAUCCUCAUAAAACCCUAAUACCCCAAAAACCCUGGAUAGCACACGCUAACUACCCGGAACCCUGGAUGCAUACCACACCUGCACAUUUAUGUACCUUAAACACGUUUGGCAGAAAAUUCCUUGGUUCAAUUCCGUUUGUCCGAUUGGUUUGGGAAAUUUUACUUAUUUCAAACUGUAGAAAAAUACUUUACCACUCCAAAAAAUUGUUGGAUAUACAUAAAACUAAUAAAAUUUACGUGUGAAGUGCAUCGUCAUCUUAAAUUAAUUUGUAGCCAAGUUAGCAUUCAUUUAUUACAUUCGAAGGGACUGGAGCCGAAAGGUCAACAAUGGGGGGUCUGACGUUGAGGCUAAUUUUGCCAGCAAUUUUUACUGCUGUUUACGUAGCAUUCCUAAAGGCCGGGGUGAUAAAAAAAUUGCAACGCACUUCUCGUCCCUCAACCUCCCUCAGGUCUCGUGUCUCUCAGGUCUCAUCGCCCUCAACAUCGCAAGCACCAGUGUUUGGCCCUAGAAGACGGACAAAACGAUUACAGAGACAACCGAUUCGCCCCGAGAUAAAGAGUGAUGCCGAGGGACUAACCAGACCAGGACAAAUCGGUGUUCCUCCUCCUGUUCAUACAAGUCACUUUCCUUCUGUAAGUAGAUGUGCACAACCGUUAACAAAUCCGUAUUCUCAAUAUGAUUCCGGUUUCCCCUGCCCGUGUCCAGCCGACAGUUAUUAUUUCAAUGAUUUUCCGCCGCCAUAUUCGUACACUAACUGCGUGUUGACGACUUUGGCGUACAUUUGCCACCUGCCAGCGUCGCAGGUAUCGCAGCUCAUACAAAUGGAUUUCAAGACUUUAGCUGAGAACUAUCGCCUUAUCAAGCCAGCUUUGGAAACUCUGGGAAGACGAAAUGUUGAAAUUCAUCCAAUUGAAAGCUUUUAUGAGCUUCCUUCUCUCGUGAACAGACUGAACGCCAUUUAUCCAAUAUGUCGAUAUUUCAUACUGAUCAUGAAAGACAGUCAUGUAUGGUACAGCCAUGCCGUGGUAUUAAACGCUUGCGAGAUCGAUGGUAACCUUGUAAUGAAGCUGAUCGAUGCCCAACUCAACGUGACAUCGGACCAAAGGAUUAACUACACAUAUCCUGAAUACAACCAACCGGUUGCAUUAAUUUCGUGGGAGGCGCCUGAAAACCCUGUGUUUCAGCGACGGCCGUGCAUACGAAUCUAAUUGUAAGUUCAUUAAUUACUGAUCGCUUUGCUACUGACAAAGGAGGUCUCCCAACGUAUUCUCACAGAUUUAGACCAAGCUGGUGUCGAUUAUAAAUAUGAUUAGUAUGAAAUUUGCAGAUGGCACUAUCUGCCAAUGCCCAGGUUUGGCGGAGAUAUUUGCAACCAAAGCGAGAAAAAUGCGCAUUAAAUUGGAAAGAGUAAAAUUUGCCAGCCUUUAGACGCGUUUUACCCUCUUUUAGAUGCAAAUCUCUUUGCCAAACCAGAUAGUUCCAUUUGCAAAAUUCAAAUUGUACUUAUUAUAUUUGUGAUCGAUUCACGCUACUUUGGUCCAAAGCUGUGAGCAUACAUACGUUGGGAGACAACCAUUGUGUGUGAGUCUGACACAAGAUCAUGUAGUGGGUCCUUUAUUAUACUAAACGUGUAUAUGUAAAGUCCGAUAGAGCGCCGUGGUUCUUACCAGACGAGGUCUGGGGUGGUUAAGUUCGAGCCGUUUCACAACUACGCCCAAACGGCAUUGUGGUAUGAGCCUCGGAUUUGCUUCCCCGUUUAGCGACAUUAAUGAGGUAAAACGUCAACAUUGUCACAUUUCUUCACUUUUCAUGCAAUGAGUAAUGAGCAAUGAGUAUGUUGACGUUUUACCUCAUUUACACAGACACAGGGUCAGAAGUAGAUGGUCAAAAUAAUGAUGAUUUUUGAAAUCUCCACCUUAAAUAACGUCUAAGGCCGUGGCCCCAAAAAAUUUGACAUUUUUGACUUUUACGUAAUUUAUACCGAAAUGGGGUCAUCACAGGUCAAAAUAAAGGUGAUUCUUGAAAUCCGUCCCAAAGUACGUCUAGAACGUGCACACAUUUGUGCAAAAAGUCGUGCAAAAGUACUUGCAUGAUCUGUCCAGGGAUUGAACCUGGCGUAGUGUGGCUAAACGGAGCAGCAAGCCGGUGGUUCACACCACCACGCCAUGUGGGCGUAGUGGUGAAACGGCUCGAACUUAACCACCCCAGACCUCGUCUGGUAAGAACCACGGCGCUCUACCGGACUUUAUACACGCUUAGUAUAAUACUCACCUGAUUGGCCCUUUCUAAAGUGUGCUGAAAAUACUAACCGUUUUGUAGAUUUGUGAAUCAUUUAUUGAGAAUAAAUAUCUUUAAAUUAUAUGAAAAUUAUUAUUUAUUCCUAAGCAUACAUGUUUUUAUGCAUAUAUAAGCUAAUACUACGCUUACACCAGGAGGACAAUUGAUUUAAGGAAAUUUAUUUUUAGUACAUAAAAGUAUUUACUUUUAUUUUUAUUCUGUUUGUUACACGAGUUUAUACAGAUUUCUAACAUGGAAUAACAAUGUAUGUAUGCUACGCUACUAAAAUAUGUAGAAAAUGCUUUCUUAUCAUUUCUUAUACCAAUUCCAUUUUCCAUGCAGUUGAAAACGGCUAUAAAAAUUGAGAAUGCAUAUAUAUUCACAUACACAGUCAUAAUCAUGAUGCAAAUAUAUUAAGACUUGCAUACAAUUGGGAGGAUGUGGUACAUACAUAUG